UAAAGGUAAUGCCAUGUGUGUGUAUGAACUAUUUUAACAGGUUUCUAAUACCAGAAAUUGUGGGGAACAUCUUUGAAGAGAACUUCUGUCACAAUGGCAUCAUCCUGUCUACAGAUCUGUGCAUUGCUGCUGGCUUUAGCAGGAUUCACUACAUUACUUGUUACCACCAUGUCCAGCAGCUGGAAAGUUUUGGACUCCACAACAGAGCUGGUCUCUGCAGACUGGGUUUCUGAAGGUCUUUGGAUGGACUGUGCAGCAACUGCUGUUGGAUCAGUUCAGUGCAAGAAAUUUCUCUACAUGCUGAGUUCAGACCCUCACGUUCAGGCAUGCCGUGCCCUGAUGAUUACUUCCAUCCUUUUGGGAUUCUUAGCUGCAGUACUCACACUGCUUGGCAUGAAGUGCACAAACAUUGGGUUGAGUGAUGAAGAUGGAAAAAUGAAGUUUACUGUCACAGGAGGAUUUCUUUUUGUUUUAGGAGGUCUCUGCUCCAUGGUGGCUAUUUCUUGGUAUGCUGCAAUGGUUACUGCUCAGUUUUUUGACCAACUGUAUGCUGGAACCAAGUAUGAACUAGGAGAAGGUCUGUACUUAGGCUGGACUGGAUCUGUCCUUUAUAUACUUGGUGGGAUCCUACUGACCUGUUCCUGCAGAGGGAAGGAAAAACAGAAUUACAGUCCCAAGAACUAUGCAUACUCAGCAGCCCAGGGACCUUCUCAGCCACACAUGUACCCCAGGAACUCUGAGACUAUCAUAAGCAACAAGGAAUAUGUCUGAGCUCCCACCCUGCAUCACCUGUAGUGUCAGUGGCUUAUGAACUCCAGUAAGGAAGUGAAUGAGCUACUUCUUUAUUCUGGUUCCAAGCUGCAAUCCUAUGCCUUAGUUUGGAGCAGUACCAGGAGGAGGUAUGGCUUUCAAUGUAAAUAGCAAUGGUUUUCAGAUGUAAAUAGCUUUCUACAGAAGAUGCUGUGAUGUGAAAUCCUGUGCCAUGAAGGUUUCUGCAUGCUGAGAAGCCUGGUAAAAUUUAACUGGAGGGCAGUAUAUGCUGACACUCAAGAGCAAUGGUUCCUAUUUCAGCUGACUCAAACAUGUGGAACUGAUAGCUGUAUCUGACUGCAAGUUCAUAUGCCUCACAGUUAGAAAUGUGUUUUGUUUUCAUUAAUGUUUAGCUUCCUUCUUUUGUUUAGCAGCCUAAGCUUUUGACAAGAAAUAAACUUUGUUCCACAGACAAA
Melospiza georgiana is the source of this 1226-nucleotide messenger RNA. Its product is annotated as claudin-19-like. Gene Ontology annotation, biological process: cell adhesion; bicellular tight junction assembly. Gene Ontology annotation, molecular function: structural molecule activity. Gene Ontology annotation, cellular component: bicellular tight junction; plasma membrane. The record is from RefSeq and is a predicted model, not a curated record. The transcript has 5 exons. Lineage: Eukaryota; Metazoa; Chordata; Aves; Passeriformes; Passerellidae. The coding region runs from base 94 to 771 and encodes 225 amino acids.